This is a messenger RNA of Carlito syrichta (Philippine tarsier), 2074 nucleotides long. It is a transcript of the gene ZWILCH, whose product is annotated as zwilch kinetochore protein. Gene Ontology annotation, cellular component: RZZ complex. The transcript is spliced from 18 exons. Gene Ontology annotation, biological process: protein localization to kinetochore; mitotic spindle assembly checkpoint signaling. Lineage: Eukaryota; Metazoa; Chordata; Mammalia; Primates; Tarsiidae. The record is from RefSeq and is a predicted model, not a curated record. Bases 23 to 1792 code for a protein of 589 amino acids.
GACCCGGCUCUGCUCUGGCGCGAUGUGGGGACGCGUGAACCGGGCGGCCGAGGCGUUUCAAGCUCGCCUCCUGGGGGAAUUUAAUGAAGAAAAGAAAGGGCUCUGUAAAGACCCAUUUAUCUAUGAGACUGAUGUCCAAGUACAGUUGAUCAGCAAAAAUCAGCCAAACCCUUUGAAAGAUAUUCUAAAUGAAAAUGAGGUAGUAUUCAUCGUGGAAAAAGUGCCUUUAGAAAAGGAAGAAACGAACCAUGUUGAAGAACUUCAGUCUGAAGAAACUGCUAUUUCUGAUUUCUCCAUUGGUGACAAUGUGGGACCACUUGCUUUACCAGUUGGGAGAGCAAGGCAGCUGAUUGGACUGUACACCAUGGCUCACAAUCCUCACAUGACCCACCUGAGGGUUGGCCUACCAACUGUGGCCCUUCCUCCCCUUUGGGUGAGAUGUGACAGCUCCGACCCUGAAGGCACCUGCUGGCUGGGAGCUGAGCUUACCACAGCAGGCAGCAGCAUCACAGGCAUCAUCUUACAUGUGGUCAGCUGUAAAGCUGAUAAAAAUUAUUCUAUAACUCUUGAAAACCUAAAAAAUUCACACAAGAAAAGACAUCACUUGUCUGCUGUGACAUCCCGGGGCUCUGCCCAGUAUGAGCUCUUCAAGUCCACAGCCUUGGAUGACACGGCCACCACGUCCCAGAGCGCCAUCACCCUUGAUCUGUCCUGGAGUCCUGUGGAUGAGCUUCUUCAGACCCCUCCGCUCUCCUCUGCUGCAGUGCUGAAUGUUAAAGUGGAAUCCGGAGAUCCCAGGGGUACUCUGAGUCAUCUUUACAGAGAACUGAAAUUUCUCCUUGUUUUGGCUGAUGGCUUGAGGACCGGUGUGACUGAAUGGCUCGAGCCUUUGGAAGUGAAGUCUGCUGUUGAACUUGUGCAGGAAUUUCUGAAUGACUUAAAUAAGCUGGAUGGAUUUGAUGAUUCUACAAAAAAAGACACAGAGGCUGUGAAGAAUGAUGCUGCAGCAGUUGAUCGCUCCGUCGAGCGUCUUUUCAAAGUGCGGGGUGACCUCGAUUUUGCCGAGCAGUUGUGGUGCAAAAUGAGCAGUAGUGUUAUUUCCUACCAAGACUUGGUGAAGUGUUUCACGUUGAUCAUCCAGAGUCUGCAGCGUGGCGAGAUCCAACCGUGGCUCCACAGUGGGAGUAACAGUUUACUGAGCAGGCUCAUUCAUCAGUCGUACCACGGAGCCAUGGACACUGUGUCUCUCAGUGGGCCUGUUCCAGUUCAGAUGCUCUUGGAAAUUGGUUUGGACAAACUAAAGAAGGAUUAUAUCAGUUUUUUCAUAGGUCAGGAACUUGCAUCUUUGAAUCACUUGGAGUACUUCAUUUCUCCAACGGUAGAGAUACAAGAACAGGUUUCUCGUGUUCAGAGACUCCACCAUAUUCUAGAAAUACUAAUCAGUUGCAUGCCUUUCAUUAAAUCUGAACAUGAAUUCCUCUUUUCUCUGACACAAAUCUGCAUACGCUAUUAUAAGCAGCAUCCUCUGGAUGAGCAGCACACGUUCCAGCUGCCAGUCAGGCCAGCUGCUGUGAAGAACUUAUAUCAAAGUGAGAAGCCACAGAAGUGGCGAGUAGAGAUACACGGCAGUGACAAGAAGGUGAAGACUGUCUGGCAACUGAGUGACAGCUCGCCCGUGCGCCAUCUGGACUUUCACAGACCUGACCUUUCUGAGCUGACCCUUAACGGGAGCUUGGAAGAAAGGGUACCCUUCACUACCACGGUCACUUGCUGCCAGGUGCACUUCCAGUGACACACGCUGAGGGGUCCUCAGGUAUUCACGCGCCCUUCUCAUUCUCUUCAGAUGCUUUGUAAUGAGGACCUUAUGUCUUAUUGUUUCUGUGGCAUAAAGGUUGCUUUAGUUCAUUAGGAAUGUGGAUUAUUAAUCAGUAAGCGCAUAAAAGUCUUACAGACUCUCCUGAGCAGCUCAAGUCUUUAAUUUUCUUUCUACCUUCUGUAAGCAGCCCAAUAGAUCAAUUUAAUCCUAAAACCAGAGGAAAUUUUGUGUGGUAGUGUCUUUGCAUUAAAAUCAGUA